UCACCUCUCUCUCUCUCUCUCUCUCUCUCUCAGAAGAAUCACUUUCUCCACCUCUCUUUCCAAGUACCCACAUUCUGCUUUACUCUUCUCCACCACUCUCGCUCUCUCUCUCUCUCUCAAGCUCGCCGCCGCUCUCUCUCUCUCUCUCUCUCUCUCUCUCGUUCACUGUCUAGCCAUGGCUGUCAACAAAGAAUCUGUUCCUCCACCAGUGAUCGGCAAGAUUGGACCCUACACAGUGUUCAUGACCCCGCCCUCCACUCCCAAGCCAACCGAGUCCGCACCCCCGGUCUUUGAACCGCCGAAGAAGGUGGCGCCACCGCCGGUCCAGCCGCCGCCGCAGCAAUUUGAGAAGCCUGGGCAAAAUGGGUCCUUUCUUGGGUUCUUCAAGAAUGCUGUCGACAGAGUGCAAGAUGCUCACUCGAGCUUGGAUGACCAUGUGGCGCGUUGGUUUGGUUUGAAUCAAUCGAAGUAUCAGUGGGCAUUGGACGAUUACUAUGAAAACAAAGGAUUGGAAAAGGACGGUAUCAAAACUAAAGAAUUUUCAAGCAAACAACAGAAUGUGUAAUGUACUCGAACAGGUCAAGUUCAUUUAGCUUUUCAUCUUGUUUGAAUUGCUUAUAACAUCACAGUUUGGCUCUUGGUUUUGUGUGAAAGCCCUCGUGGCUUCUCUGUUCUCAUGCGGAAACCGUGUCAAGUUUAGCGGUGUUUGAACUCUUAUUAAGAGCCUGUUGCUGAUUCAGAAUGUGGGAUCUUGGGACCUUUGUUUGGGCAAGGCACCACUCUACUCCUUACCGCCACAAUCUUCUAGUUGUGAUAUAGGUUGAGGUCCUGUCAUUUCAUCCGAAGGCAACUUUUCCAUCGAGAUAUAUCUAUGGUAGUCAAAUCUAGUUCUGUUCAAAUUCUGAAGAGAUUGGAGUAUGUGGACUCUUGUUAGUAAAUUCUGGUGUUAUGUAUAAGAAUGUGAAAAGGUGGAAAGUCCACACUAAUAUCCCCAAGAAGUUCUUCAUUUGUUGCUUCUCAGUAGGAACAUCUGCAGGACUAUUUCUCCUGCGAUGUCCCUCUGUUUCGCCUGCUAUUAUUAUUAGAUAUUCCUUUCUUGUGGACUCACAGUGAA
Molecule: messenger RNA, 1114 nt
Organism: Eucalyptus grandis
Lineage: Eukaryota; Viridiplantae; Streptophyta; Magnoliopsida; Myrtales; Myrtaceae
Exons: 3
Coding region: 176-565 (129 amino acids)
Source: RefSeq, a predicted model, not a curated record